Molecule: messenger RNA, 643 nt
Organism: Dendronephthya gigantea
Lineage: Eukaryota; Metazoa; Cnidaria; Anthozoa; Malacalcyonacea; Nephtheidae
Product: 2-iminobutanoate/2-iminopropanoate deaminase-like
Exons: 6
Coding region: 77-553 (158 amino acids)
Cellular component (GO): cytosol
Molecular function (GO): deaminase activity
Source: RefSeq, a predicted model, not a curated record
CCUUCUUGCUUCACGUGUACGAAAAUUAGCGAUUUUUUUGCAAAUUGCUUACACAAAGAAAAUAUUGAAGAAAAUUAUGGCUUCAAGACUUAUUCGAAGAGUAAUUAGCACUCCAAACGCCCCGAAGGCUGGGGGACCGUACAGCCAAGCUAUUGUGGCAGAUCGUACGAUUUACGUGGCAGGACAGCUCGGAUUGGACCCGAAGGACUCCAAAAUGGUUGGCACUGAUGUUCAAUCACAGACUAGACAGGCUCUCAGCAAUCUAAAAAAUAUUUUGGAAGCUGGGCAUUCCUCACUGGAAAAGGUUGUAAAAGUUACUGUGUACUUGGCUGAUAUCAAGGACUAUGAUGAGAUGAAUAAAGUUUACUCUGAAUUUUUCAAAGAAGCAAGGCCUGCCCGUGUGGCCCUUGAAGUUGCACAAUUACCAAAAGUUAGUCUUAUUAGCAAACUACAAUACAAUAAUACAGAGGACAAGGAGAGUGCUCGUGUUGAAAUUGAUGCAAUUGGUAUGGUUGGUGAUGUUGAAAUGGACAAUGCACAGGCAAAUUUGUAAUGUUAUUAUGAAAGAAUAGCAUACUAUAUGUAGUAGAGUGUUGAUGGAAAGUGUCCAGAUUGGCACAUUAAAUACAAAUGGACCACAUUA